AAAUCGAUGGCGUUCAUGCUACAAAUGAUACCAAUGUAACAUCGCAUAUCUCCGUUAUACAUUCAAAUGAACUUGAAAYGGAUGACAACUGUAUGGAUACUACUAAUCAAACUACGUCGGAAGUUAUAGAGGAAAUGUGUCCUGUUCCAGUUUAUCCUAAAAUAUCUGUACGUCCUGAAUUUAGUUUUUCAAAUUCAUUUGUUAACAAAUCAAAAUGGUUUAAUGGUAAUAUCAGUGAACUUUUGAAAAUAAUGAAUGCAUCCAUGUCCAAAAGAAGUAUUGAAGGUUCCACUGUCCAAAAUAAUACAACAGUUGGUAUCAAUAUAGAAUCAUCAAAUGUUAAUGAACGCCAAAGUGCAAACAAAAACCCAWCAAAAACUAAAAAAUCUAAAUCACAAAUUGAACCUCCUCGCGUAUAUUUUACGAUUGCAAAUAAUCCUARAGAAUUUGAUAUUAAUUAUGGUUCAUCAUCGAUCUCUCGGGUAUCGAGUUCAUCAUCAAUCCCUCAGAUUUCAAACUUAUCAUCUGUCCCUAAGAAGUCAAGUUCAUCAUCGACCCCUCAGUUUUCAAGUUUAUCAUUAAUCCCUCGGAUGUCGAGUUCAUCAUCAGUCCCUAAGAAGUCAAGUUCGUCAUCAGUCCCUCAGAUUUCAAUUUUACCAUCAAUUCCUCAGAUGUCGAGUUCAUCAUCAGUUUCCAAGAAGUCAAGUUCGUCUUCAAUCCCGCAGAUUACAAUUUUCCCAUCAAUCUCUCAAAUGUCGAGUUCAUCUUCAAUUCCUCAGAUGUCGAGUUCAUCAUCAGUCCCUAAGAAGUCAUGUUCGUCAUCAUUCCCUCAGAUUUCAAUUUUACCAUCAAUUCCUCAAAUGUCGAGUACAUCAUCAGUCCCUAAGAAGUCAAGUUCGUCAUCAAUCCCUCAGAUUUCAAUUUUACCAUCAAUCUCUCAAACGUCGAGUUCGUCAUCAGUCCCUAAGGAGUCAAGUUCAUCUUCAAUUACUCAGAUGUCGAGUUCAUCAUCAGUCCCUAAGAAGUCAAGUUCGUCAUCAUUCCCUCAGAUUUCAAUUUUACCAUCAAUCCCUCAAAUGUCGAGUUCAUCUUCAAUUCCUCAGAUGUCGAGUUCAUUAUCAGUCUCUAAGAUUUCGAGGUCAUCAUCAAUCCCUCAAAUGUCAAGUUCAUCUUCAAUAUUUCAGAUUUCGAGUUCACCAGUAGUCCCUCAGUUGCCGAGUUCAUCCGCAGCUCCUAAGAAUUUAAGUGCAUCAGCAGCAGUCUCUCAGAAUUUAAGUUUAUCAACAGUUUCUCAAAAUUAUUGUCCAUAUUACAAUAAUUAUUCUUCCAUUAAUACUGGUAAUCAUCUUCCAGUAGGUUUGCAAACAGUUGUCCCUCGGAAUUACAGUUUGUAUUACAAUAAUUUGUCUUCUAAUUAUACCCAAAUACCCAUUGGUUCGCAAACAAGGCCUUCAAUUUCUAAUACUACAACACAAACAUCAAAUGCGGGAAGUACAAAUGCAACAUCUACUCAACAUCAAUUUUAUUCACGUCAACAAAAUUCAAUGCGUCAGCAUUCAAUUGCUAUGAAUUCGCAACUUCCAAAGGUAGCAAAUACAUGUACACCAAACAUGUAUCAAAAUUUGUGUAGUGAUCCAUAUUGCAGUAAAUCAAGUAUUAACCACACUCAAUACCCAAAUUCUGCCCCKUCGUAUUCACAAUCGUUGUACAAUCAUAAUAUUUCAUYAGUUACAUCGCAUCCUCAACAUUCAAAUACGCUUACAUAUCCUACCAAUUUCGCACAAUCAAUACCGAGUGAUCCAUUAGCAAAAAUCGCCGAACAAGUGGCAUCGAUGAAUACCUGUAUACAGCAACAGAAUUAUAAUUAUAAAAAUUCUUACUUGAUUCAGAAUAACUUGCAGACUCCUGAUCACAAAUCCCAG
This is a messenger RNA of Diuraphis noxia (Russian wheat aphid), 1922 nucleotides long. RefSeq lists its product as uncharacterized. The record is from RefSeq and is a predicted model, not a curated record. Gene Ontology annotation, molecular function: mRNA binding. Lineage: Eukaryota; Metazoa; Arthropoda; Insecta; Hemiptera; Aphididae.